AUGCAGGACUCCUGGACUGCUCGCAAAGCUCAGGAGAUCCAAGGGUAUGCGGAACGCAACGAAUGGAGGAAUUUCUUCCCAGCGAUCAAACCUGUCUACGUUCCCCCGACAAAGGGCACUGCUCCUCUCCUCAGCGCCAACGGUAGUACUCUCCUGACUGAGAAGACGCAAAUCCUACAGCGAUGGGCCGAGCAUUUCCGAGGCGUCCUCAACCGUCCCUCCACCAUCUUCGACGCCGCCAUCGACCCCCUACCGCAGGUGGAGACCAACGUGGACCUCGACCUCCCGCCAUCUCUCCAGGAAACCAUCAGGGCCGUGCAGCAGCUCUCCAGCGGGAAAGCACCCGGAUCGGACGCAAUCCCUGCUGAGGUCUACAAGUACGGAGGUCCCCAACCGAUGGAUCACCUGACUGCGCUCUUCCAGGAUAUGUGGCGUCAAGGGGAAGUCCCGCAGGAUUUCAAAGACGCAACCAUCAUGCACCUCUACAAGCGAAAAGGGAACCGCCAGCUCUGCGAUAAUCACCGCGGCAUCUCCCUGCUGAACAUCGCCGGGAAGAUCUUCGCUCGCAUCCUCCUCAACCACCUCAAUAACCAUCUGGAACAGGGCCUUCUGCCGGAAAGCCAAUGCGGCAUCCGCCUUCAUCGCGGGACCACGGAUAUGAUCUUCGCCGCCCGUCAACUUCAGGAGAAGUGCCAGCAGAUGCAAACCCACCUGUACUCUACCUUCGUGGACCUGAGGAAAGCCUUCGACACGGUGAAUCGUGAAGGACUGUGGAAAAUCAUGCAGAAGUUCGGCUGUCCGGAGCGAUUCACUCAGAUGGUGCGUCAGCUGCACGACGGUAUGAUGGCACGAGUCACGGACAACGGACCUGUCUCAGAGGCAUUCGCAGUGACCAACGGAGUGAAGCAGGGAUGCGUUCUGGCGCCUACCCUCUUCAGUCUUAUGUUCUCUGCCAUGCUGAUGGACGCCUACCGCGACGAACGCCCCGGGAUCCGCAUCGCCUACGGGACGGACGGUCAUCUCCCGAAUCAACGACGGAUGCACUUCCAAUCGCGCGUAUCCAUAACCACCGUUCACGAACUUCUCUUCGCCGCCGCCUUCGCCCUGAACACCAACUAG
Molecule: messenger RNA, 1119 nt
Organism: Spirometra erinaceieuropaei
Lineage: Eukaryota; Metazoa; Platyhelminthes; Cestoda; Diphyllobothriidea; Diphyllobothriidae
Source: the annotation of a GenBank genome assembly